CCCUGACCACAUUUGUCAGGCUCACUCAUCACUUUCACAUACACACCACCCAACCAAAGCCAACCCAUGGCGGCGUCUCUAAUUCAAACGUCUCUACACCAAUGUCCAUUUCUUCCUUCUUCACAUUCCACCACCACCACCACCGUCAAAUUCACCGUCUCAUGUUGCUCCGUUUCGUCAGCCGUGGUGAACGGAAACGUGGACAUGAAAGCAAUUGAUAGAAAUGAAAUUAGACUAGGUUUGCCUAGUAAAGGUCGUAUGGCUUCCGACACCCUCGACCUUCUCAAAGAUUGCCAAUUAUCUGUUAGGCAACCUAAUCCCCGGCAAUACGUUGCGGAUAUCCCUCAGCUAUCAAAUGUGGAAGUUUGGUUUCAGCGCCCAAAAGAUAUUGUACGGAAACUAGUUUCAGGAGAUUUAGACCUUGGUAUUGUUGGUCUUGACACGCUUAGUGAACAUGGGCAGGGAAAUGAAGAUCUAAUUCUUGUUCAUGAUGCACUUGCAUAUGGAGAUUGUCGUUUAUCUCUUGCAAUUCCUAAAUAUGGGAUAUUUGAGAAAAUUAAUUCAGUCAAAGAACUAGCACAGAUGCCUCAAUGGACUGCUGAGAAGCCUCUCAGAGUUGCCACUGGUUUCUCAUAUUUGGGUCCUAAGUUUCUAAAGGAUAAUGGGCUUCAGCACGUUAAUUUUUCAACUGCUGAUGGGGCACUGGAGGCAGCUCCUGCGAUGGGAAUUGCGGAUGCUAUUGUAGAUCUUGUUAGUAGUGGAACCACAUUGAAAGAAAACAAUCUUAAAGAAAUUGAAGGUGGAGUGCUCCUAGAAAGUCAGGCUGUCCUGGUUGCUAGUAAGAAGUCUUUACUCCAGCGGAAAGGCUUAUUGGACACUACACAUGAAAUUCUAGAAAGAUUUGAGGCACAUUUAAGGGCACUUGGUCAAUUCACGGUUGUUGCCAAUAUGAGGGGAAGCAGUGCAGAGGAAGUAGCUGAGAGAAUUCUGAGCCAACCGUCGUUAUCUGGACUUCAGGGACCUACUGUAAGUCCAGUUUUUCGCAAAAUUGAUGGUGAGGUAAAGGCUGAUCAUUACGCCAUUGUGAUUUGUGUACCGAAGAAGUUACUCUACAAAUCAGUCCAGCAGCUGAGAGCGAUUGGAGGCAGUGGCGUUCUGGUGUCUCCUUUGACCUAUAUUUUUGAUGAAGAAACUCCUAGAUGGCAUCAACUGCUUUCCAAAUUGGGGCUUUAAGAUUAUAUAUGAUUUGUACCCAUUACAGUUGUAGCACUUAUUGUAAAAGCAAUUGGUAGAUUUAAAUUUUGGCGAAGUAGUUUUUUUCUCUCCAGGUUACUUAUUUAAACUGC
Messenger RNA from Erigeron canadensis, 1346 nucleotides. RefSeq names its product ATP phosphoribosyltransferase 2, chloroplastic-like. Bases 67 to 1233 code for a protein of 388 amino acids. Gene Ontology annotation, molecular function: magnesium ion binding; ATP phosphoribosyltransferase activity. Gene Ontology annotation, biological process: L-histidine biosynthetic process. The transcript has 11 exons. Lineage: Eukaryota; Viridiplantae; Streptophyta; Magnoliopsida; Asterales; Asteraceae. Gene Ontology annotation, cellular component: cytoplasm. The record is from RefSeq and is a predicted model, not a curated record.